This is a messenger RNA of Oncorhynchus masou masou (cherry salmon), 1395 nucleotides long. RefSeq names its product NLR family CARD domain-containing protein 3-like. NCBI's taxonomy places the organism in Eukaryota, Metazoa, Chordata, Actinopteri, Salmoniformes, Salmonidae. The transcript has 2 exons. Gene Ontology annotation, biological process: intracellular signal transduction. The coding region runs from base 1 to 1395 and encodes 464 amino acids. The record is from RefSeq and is a predicted model, not a curated record.
AUGCAUCAUGAAAACAUAUACACAUUUAUACACACAGUUAAGAGAAUAAAUUCAUAUGAGCUUGCUGUGAUUUGCCAACGUGGACUCAAAUCUAAUCUAAAGAAUAAAUUUCAAUGUGUAUUUGAGGGGAUCGCUAAACAAGGAAACCCAACACUUCUCAAUAAUAUCUACACAGAGCUCUACAUCACAGAGGGUGGAACAGGAGAGGUCAAUAAUGAACAUGAGCUGAGACAGAUUGAGACAACAACCAAUAAACAAGCAAGACCAGAGACUGCAAUCAAAUGUAACGACAUCUUCAAGCCCUUAAGUGGACAAGACAAACUUAUCAGAACUGUGUUGACAAAGGGAGUCGCUGGCAUUGGAAAAACAGUCUCUGUGCAGAAGUUCAUUCUGGACUGGGCUGAAGGAAAAGCAAAUCAGGAUGUCCAAUUUGUAUUUUCAUUCCCUUUUCGGGAGCUGAAUUUGAUGAAAGAGAAAAAACACACUUUGAUUGAACUUCUCAAUCACUUCUCAAUGGAAACCAAAGAAUCAAGAAUUUCCAACUACGACAAGUACAAAGUUCUGUUCAUCUUUGAUGGUCUGGAUGAGUGCCGACUGCCCCUAGACUUCAAGAAGAACAAGAUCUGUUGUGACGUCACAAAGUCAUCCUCAGUGGAUGUUCUGCUGACAAAUCUCAUCAAGGGAAAUCUGCUACCCUCUGCUCUCCUCUGGAUAACUACAAGACCUGCAGCAGCCAAUAAGAUCCCUUCAGAUUGUGUUGACCAGGUGACAGAGGUACGAGGGUUCAAUGACCCACAGAAGGAGGAGUACUUCAGGAAGAGAUUCAGUGAUGAGGAACUGGCCAGCAGAAUCCUCUCACACAUAAAGACAUCAAGGAGCCUACACAUCAUGUGCCACAUUCCAGUCUUCUGUUGGAUAUCUGCAAUAGUCCUUGAACACGUCCUGAAACAUAAGAGAGACGAGAUGCCCAAGACUCUGACUGAGAUGUACACACACCUUGUGGAGUUUCAUAACAAACAGAAGAAUGAAAAGUAUCUUGGGAAAGAAGAGACCGAUCCACACCGUCAGCCAGCCAGGACCUGCCAGAGCCGUCAGCCAGCCAGGACCUGCCAGAGCCAUCAGCCAGCCAGGACCUGCCAGAGCCGCCAGCCAGUCAGGGGCUGCCAGAGCCGCCAGCCAGCCAGGGGCUGCCAGAGCCGCCAGCCAACCAGGGGCUGCCAGAGCGGCCAGCCAGCCAGGAGCUGCCAGAGCCGUCAGCCAGUCCUGAGCUACCCCUCAGUCCGGAGCUGCCCCUCAGUCCUGAGCUGCCCCUCAGUCCUGAGCUGCCCCUCAGUCCAGUGGGGCCCUUUAGUAGGGUUGCCAGUCCUAGGUUGGCGGCGGGGUCGCCCGUUCUAG